GCAUGUGUGACCUUCGCGGCAGCCACUUGGAGAAUCGCGAUUGGAGCCGGUCAGACGUGAGGAGUCGAGUAAGACAUCAAGCGACCCAGCAAUCAGAAGUGAUCAAAGAAAAGAAGAGGUUUAUUAAUUUAAAAGAAGGACAUGGGUGACGUUGCAAAAGGAAAGAAAGUGUUUGUCCAAAAGUGCGCGCAGUGUCACACGGUGGAAAAUGGCGGGAAGCACAAAGUCGGUCCAAACCUCUGGGGUAUCUUCGGGCGCAAAACGGGCCAGGCUGAAGGCUAUUCCUACACGGAUGCAAAUAAAAGCAAAGGGAUUGUCUGGGGAGAAGCCACGCUCAUGACAUACUUGGAGAACCCCAAGAAGUACAUUCCAGGAACAAAGAUGAUCUUCGCCGGUAUCAAGAAGAAGGGAGAGCGUGCGGAUCUAGUUGCAUAUUUGAAGUCGGCCACCUCUUAGACGACACUUUUCUCGCCUUAAUUUAUCUGUACGUUCUGUUUAUGUGAUGUAAAUUCCAGAAUGAAUUCUUUCACCAAGACAAUGCAUUAAUCAGUCAUACAUGCUAUUUUCAAUGGCACACCAUGCCUUCCAUCUGUUGCCAGACCAUGAAGUGAAGAACAGUUCAUGCUGUGUUUUUUCGGUUUAUGCAAGCAAGUGCCAUCGCUGGUGGGCUCUCAGUGCGUCGGCUUGAACAGAUACCUCAGUGGUCAUUGUAGGUGCUGAGAUGUCUCCUGUGUUGGAAGAGAAUAUGUAUUUCCUGGUUUCACAGGUGCUUUUGACAUUAACUUAUUCAUUGUACCCUAUGCUACGUAUUCCAGAAGGCACUAUGUGAUUUGCAAGUGGCUGUACAUACAGCAGUUUCUAUGUAUCUGGAAGGAUUUUCAAUAAACCUGUUAAAAGUGUC
Molecule: messenger RNA, 901 nt
Organism: Megalops cyprinoides (Indo-Pacific tarpon)
Lineage: Eukaryota; Metazoa; Chordata; Actinopteri; Elopiformes; Megalopidae
Product: cytochrome c-like
Exons: 3
Coding region: 142-456 (104 amino acids)
Biological process (GO): mitochondrial electron transport, cytochrome c to oxygen; mitochondrial electron transport, ubiquinol to cytochrome c
Cellular component (GO): mitochondrial intermembrane space
Molecular function (GO): heme binding; electron transfer activity
Source: RefSeq, a predicted model, not a curated record